GUGGGAUCAUCUAGCUAGAAACUGUUUUCUGUUCAAUUUGGUUUAUGUAAUAAAUAUUCAUAUAUAUAUAUAACCAUCAGAGCUAAUAUUUGUUUAAAGAUUGAAUUUUGAGUCAAAUCUUGAAUUAUCAUUUGAGGCCAAGACUGGUUCCAUGGAGGUCAAUGCUGGACUAGUUGCAGGCAGUCACAACCGGGAUGAAAUAGUUGUUAUUCGCCGUGAUGGUGAAUUCACUGCAAACUCUAUGCAGCAGCAGAGUGGUCAUAUUUGCAAAAUUUGUGGAGAUGAAGUGGGGUUCACAAUAGAUGGAGAGCCAUUUAUAGCUUGCAAUGAAUGUGCUUUUCCAGUUUGCAGAACUUGUUAUGAUUAUGAGCGUCGAGAAGGUAGCCAACUUUGUCCUCAGUGCAAAACUCGUUUCAAACGCCUAAAAGGUUGUCCUAGAGUACAUGGUGAUGAGGAAGAAGAUAACAUUGAUGAUGUUGAAAAUGAGUUCAAUUUUGCAAAUGAUCGCGUAAAACAUGAUUUCCAGUGUUAUGGUUUUGAUUACUUUGAGCAACACAUGCCUUCUCGUGACUCGAGACAUCAACUUCCACAAGUUCCUCUGCCCAGUGUUAUGCAUAUGCAUUAUCAUGUAAUGGUAGAUACUGAUAUCGAUCCAGAUAAACAUGCAUUAGUACCAAUUGGUUCAGCAGGGUACGGUGGCAAAGGGGUACUUGCCCUUCCCUACCACUACAACACCAGAGUGCCACCAAGGUCUCUGGAUCCUUCAAAGGACUUAGCUGUUUAUGGCUAUGGAAGUAUAGCUUGGAAGGAGAGGAUGGAAAGUUGGAAGCAAAAGCAAGAGAAGCAACAGAUGAAGAAAGACGGAGAGGAUGGCGAAGAUGAAUUUGAUUUAUCAGUGUUAAAUGAAGCAAGACAACCAUUAUCCAGGAGAUUGCCAAUUCCAUCUAGUCAAAUCAAUCCGUAUAGAAUCAUCAUCAUGAUUCGGCUUGUUGUUCUUGGAUUUUUCUUUCAUUAUAGAGUCACUCAUCCUGUUAACGAUGCGUAUGGAUUGUGGCUAGUCUCUGUAAUAUGUGAAAUUUGGUUUGCUGUCUCAUGGAUUCUUGAUCAAUUCCCUAAGUGGCUUCCCAUUGACAGGGAAACUUACCUCGAUCGAUUGUCCCUCAGAUAUGAAAAAGAAGGUCAGCCUUGUCAACUUUCUGCAGUGGAUAUAUUUGUGAGUACAGUAGAUCCACUUAAGGAACCUCCUCUGGUGACUGCAAACACGGUUUUGUCCAUUCUAGCAGUGGACUACCCUGUCAAUAAGGUGGCAUGCUAUGUAUCAGAUGAUGGGGCUGCUAUGUUGACCUUUGAAGCAUUAUCAGAAACAACUGAGUUUGCCAAGAAAUGGAUUCCUUUCUGCAAGAAAUAUAAUAUUGAGCCUCGCGCUCCUGAGUCCUACUUUUCUCAGAAUAUGGACUAUCUCCAAGGCAAGGUUUUGACUUCAUUUAUAAAAGAGCGACGAGCAAUGAAGAGAGAUUAUGAGGAAUUUAAAGUACGCAUAAAUGCUCUGGUUGCUAAGGUGCAAAAGGUUCCCGAGGGAGGUUGGACGAUGCAGGAUGGGACUCCUUGGCCUGGGAAUAAUAUUAGAGAUCAUCCUGGCAUGAUUCAGGUCUUCCUAGGCCAGAAUGGGGGGCUAGAUACUGAUGGUAAUGAAUUACCUCGACUAGUAUACGUAUCUAGAGAAAAAAGACCUGGAUUCAACCAUCACAAGAAGGCUGGUGCAAUGAAUGCUCUGGUCAGGGUGUCUGCUGUGCUCACUAAUGCUCCUUAUUUAUUAAAUUUGGACUGUGAUCACUAUAUUAACAACAGCAAAGCUAUUAGGGAAGCUAUGUGUUUCAUGAUGGAUCCAACGCUUGGGAAGACAGUUUGUUAUGUUCAGUUCCCUCAGAGAUUUGAUGGCAUUGAUAGGAAUGAUCGGUAUGCUAAUAGGAAUACGGUGUUCUUUGAUAUUAAUAUGAAAGGAUUGGAUGGUAUUCAAGGACCUAUAUACGUUGGAACUGGAUGUGUGUUCAGACGCCAGGCACUGUAUGGACUCGAUGCACCCAAGCAGAAGAAUGCUCCAUCUAGGAUAUGCAGUUGCUGGUUAAAGUGGUGCUGCUGUCAAAGCUGUUGCUCCGGAAAGAAAAAGAAAAAUAAGAAGCCUAAAUCUGAGGUCAAGCCUCUUUUAAAUGACGAAGACUCCCUGGCAUUAACGGUCUCUCAAGAGGUCACACAAGGUGAAAAUCGAGCUCUUAUUUCUGACCACAAGUUAGAAACUAAAUUCGGGCAAUCUCCUGUUUUUAUUGUAUCAACACUGCUAGAAAAUGGUGGGACUCUUAAAAGUGCUAGUACAGCUUCUCUACUAAAAGAGUCCAUUUAUGUAAUAAGCUGUUGCUAUGAAGAUGAAACAGAAUGGGGAAAAGAGAUUGGCUGGAUAUAUGGUUCAGUCACUGAGGACAUAUUAACAGGCUUCAAAAUGCACUGUCAUGGCUGGAGAUCCAUAUAUUGUAUGCCUAAAAGGCCCGCAUUUAAAGGAUCAGCACCGAUCAAUCUAUCAGACCGUCUUCACCAGGUCCUUCGAUGGGCACUUGGUUCUAUUGAAAUCUUCUUUAGCAGGCAUUGUCCUCUCUGGUAUGGAUAUGGUCGUGGUCUCAAUUGGCUCGAACGUUUCUCAUACAUAAACGCCACCAUUUAUCCAUUCACGUCUAUUCCCCUUGUCGCUUAUUGCACUCUACCUGCUGUAUGCUUGCUCACAGGAAAUUUCAUUGCACCUAAGCUUGACAAUAUUGCUAGCUUGUGGUUUUUGUUACUUUUCAUUAGUAUUUUUGCAACAAGCAUUCUUGAAAUGAGAUGGAGUGGAGUAGCGAUAGAUGAAUGGUGGAGGAACGAACAAUUUUGGGUGAUCGGAGGUGUUUCAGCACAUCUAUUUGCUGUGUUCCAAGGUUUACUAAAAGUGUUAGCUGGUGUGGAAACAAACUUCACAGUAACAUCAAAAUCCGGAGACGAUGAAGAAUAUGCAGAGCUUUAUGCAUUCAAAUGGACAACUCUACUCAUUCCACCAACCACAUUGUUAGUCAUAAACAUUAUAGGAGUUGUUGCUGGUAUCUCCAAUGCUAUAAACAACGGGUACGAGUCAUGGGGACCGUUGUUUGGGAAGCUGUUUUUUGCAAUCUGGGUGAUUCUUCAUCUCUAUCCAUUCUUGAAAGGACUUGUUGGUAGAAACAAUAGAACUCCUACAAUCAUCAUUGUCUGGUCAAUCUUACUUGCUUCCAUAUUUUCACUUUUGUGGAUUAGGAUUGAUCCAUUUUUGGCGAAAACAGACGGUCCACUUCUUGAAGAGUGUGGAUUGGACUGUAACUAGU
Messenger RNA from Solanum verrucosum, 3380 nucleotides. Its product is annotated as probable cellulose synthase A catalytic subunit 6 [UDP-forming]. Gene Ontology annotation, molecular function: cellulose synthase (UDP-forming) activity. The coding region runs from base 152 to 3379 and encodes 1075 amino acids. Gene Ontology annotation, biological process: plant-type primary cell wall biogenesis; cellulose biosynthetic process. NCBI's taxonomy places the organism in Eukaryota, Viridiplantae, Streptophyta, Magnoliopsida, Solanales, Solanaceae. The transcript has 14 exons. Gene Ontology annotation, cellular component: plasma membrane; trans-Golgi network. The record is from RefSeq and is a predicted model, not a curated record.